AUGGGCUUAAAUCACAACCUGGGCUUAUGGGCCUUUCUCUUCUUCUUCUUCCUUGUCUUGCUCAUCUCCUCCCUCCCUUCUCCUGCCAUGUCCCAUCAAAUCCGAGCCAAUGCGAAUGCUCCUUCGCAUUUGUCAAGGAGAUUCCAAGUGUACAAGAUCAAGAACACAACGCCUUACUUGUUGGAUGAAGAUCUCAACAAGAACAGCAACAGGAGGAAGAGGAGGAAGAAGAAGAAGAUCAAGCCCUUUGAAACGAGGACUUUCUCAGCCAUGCUUCCUAAGGGUUUCGUCCCUCCGUCGGGAUCGUCGCCGUGCCAUAACGACAUGCCUGACUCGAUCAACUUCUAUUGUGACUAUUCGACAACGAAUCCAUAG
Molecule: messenger RNA, 375 nt
Organism: Magnolia sinica
Lineage: Eukaryota; Viridiplantae; Streptophyta; Magnoliopsida; Magnoliales; Magnoliaceae
Exons: 1
Coding region: 1-375 (124 amino acids)
Source: RefSeq, a predicted model, not a curated record